Danio rerio (zebrafish) is the source of this 1184-nucleotide messenger RNA. NCBI's taxonomy places the organism in Eukaryota, Metazoa, Chordata, Actinopteri, Cypriniformes, Danionidae. The record is from RefSeq and is a predicted model, not a curated record.
UGGCGGUGGAUUACAUUGAGACUGAGUGACCGACAGUUCCUUUGUUUACAAUACAGCGUGAUGUGAUGCAGGCUGAAAACAUAUAAAUUAGGUAAAUGACUCGCAGAUGUUUUGAGGAGAAUGGAAAAUAAAAAGAAUCACGCAGGUCCUCUCAUGAUUGCGCUGCAACAUGAUGAUCUGUUCGACUUGAACUCAGUCUCCACGAACACAGAACUCCCCAAAGGCAGAGCAUUCACGUUUAUUAAGGCUGUGCAAACAGUGAACGAGAGACUUGUGGAGCAGAACAAGAACGAGUCUUUGCUUUUUGAAGUGAUCCUUAUUACGAAGGAGUGUUCAGAAGACGUCAAGAUGAAGAUAGUAGAGAGUGUAAAGCAUUAUGAUCUGGAAAUAGGCAAAUUUUACUUUUGCAAAAAGGAAGAACUCAAAAAUACCCUUCAGUCGAACAAAGUCAAGCUGUUCCUCUCUACCGACAGGGAUGAUGUGCAUGAAGCACUGCACUCAGGGAUUUCAGCCGCUCUGCUGUACGAUCAGGCUGAUCAUCGCGUCCUCAAGCAGCUAAAAGUGAUUUUUUCAGGUGAUGUUCUCGGUUUCUCCGAGGAUUCACUCGAGAGUUAUUUGGAAUUUGAACUUAGUGAGAAGCAAAUUGAAACCGUCAAAGCAGCAAAGAUCUGCGUGAAGGAGUUUGCUGUUCUUAUUGGUCAGAUGAGGAGGAGAUUUGGCCCGGAGAACAGCCCCAUCUGCAUCUGUGUCUUAACUACUUGGGGCUCUCGAAAUGUCUGUGCUUCUGCCCUGAAAACUCUGCGGGAAUGGGGCUUGGAUGUGGACGAGGCGUUUUGUCUGGCUGGAGCUCCCGCUCACCCCAUACUGUCCAUAGUUAACCCCCACAUACUGUGGGAUGGUGGCUUUCACAACAUGAGGGACUUGGCCACCCUGUCCUAACUAGGCAGGACGCACAAAUGUGGCUUAACUUUUCUUAAUUAACCAGGUGCCAAUUCUAUUUUAUUGACGGUAGACUUGAUUUCUUUUGUGUUCGCUAAUCAAAAUGUUCUUGUUGUAAAUUAAAAAGCGUUCUUACGGGUUGCUUUGGGUUUAAUAAUGAUUCACAGAACUGUAUGUAGAGGUUUUAAGGGUUUAUAUGAUGCUUUUCUAUGUUUACAAAAAUUAAAGUACAUUGUUGACAGUCA